AUGCUCGAUAGCCUCGUUUCGAGUCCCAAGAACCUGGUUUCCUCGGCAACAGCAGCGGACUUGGACGGAAUGAACACCGAUGGUCUCGGCACAGAGACUGACAUUUGGGGACAAUCGGAAUUUAGCCGAGAGCGGAGUGACAGCAACGUCUUGAGCGACCAAGACAACAUGCUCAUUGGGGGUGAUAUUUUUGGCGAUAAUGACGUUACGGAAGAUGACUUUCGCUUCUUUGAUGAGCAACCCGAUGAAAUGGACCUUGGCAUUGCUGAUUACGCGCCAACGAGCGACGUCAGCCCUCCCAGGGACAUUUCUAAGGCCAGCACCCCCAAAGCAGUACACGAGACUCCUGCAGGCACUCCAAUGUCAACGAAUCCAGCGCUGCAGGACGCCGAUGUCUUCAAGAAGCCGGAGCUGAAGCACGCUAGAAGCUACAUGAGCCCCGCAACGUCCCAGACCGUCUCCGGCAAGCCAGUGUCCUCGCCGAAGCGCGAAGGAAGUCCUUUCAGUCCCGAGGCAGUUUUCAAGCGCGUGCGUGGGUCGUUGGAACCACCGAGAGAGACCUCUGCUGCGAUGCCGCCACCUGGCCAACGACGUGGCAGUAUAUUCGACAAGGUGGACAUCGGACCAGCGCUUCCCGUCAUUAACAAAAAGUAUGAGAAGGGCGGCAUCUUCUCAUUUGACCCGGGAGUCGCUUUGACCAAGAACCAUGUACACCACAUCGGCUCGUUGCCCGAAACCGACUAUUUGCGAAGGCACAGCCGACGCAAUCGGAAGCUGAAAGAGUUGCCUACCCAAGCACCAGCAGCACACAUGAGCCCCUUCAACAAGCAAGAUGGCGGAUCAGCCAGCGACGAAGACGCCAGCAGCGUGCAAUCCGAGGAGGACGAUACAAGCUACACAUCGGACGAGGCAUUUUCACCUGCGAAGGCGACAUUUAGGCGAGGGGCUCAGGAGGACGACGAUGCCUCCCAAGUGACGUCUCUGCGGGACGCUGAGGCGUUCGAAGAGUCUGAGCAACACUUGGUGGUGGAGUUGCCGCGUCUUUCGAAGCCAGUGCCUGAGGAGUUGCCUCUGGCGCGAAUCUUUGCCGAUCCUGAGCCAAUGGGAACGCAACUAUCCUUGGCUGACGAGACACUCGUGGCUGUCGCCCAAGUCUUGACAGAACAGGCAUCCACUGGUUUCGUCGACAUUGGUGACAUGCGCGCAUCUCAAGUCCACCCUGCGCUGUCAACAAGUCAUCGAAGGGCACUGGCAGGUCGGAUACACGAGUCUCUAGAGGUCUUGCACGCAACGGUGCCCGCAUGCUUCACGGGUUGGACUCGCAACAGCCUCAAGGGUCUCCUCGACCUGCCAGACGUGCCACUCGGUGGACAAGCAAUGCGGAUGGGGAUGAGCAAUCGCAAUCAAGCGGCGAGUGGACAGGACGGCAACGUGGCGGCACAGCUAAGGCCCAGUAGUCUCUAUCCCAUCCCUUACCAUCGCCUUGAAGUCCGCAGGGCGGAGACAAGUCUGUCCGUGCUGCCGACAGCAGUAUCAUUUUGGGAUAGUCUAGGGCUCGCACCAGCUUCUGGAGGUAAGGAGGUGCAGACCUUAUGCAUGUUCCCUCGGUGGACAGGCAUGCAAGAUAACGUGCGCUCAUUCCUAGAGAGUAUGGGAGGCAUGUAUGAGCUUCUCAAACUUGGCAGCUUCGUCAGGCUCAGAUUGUCGGACGACAUGGAGCCUGGCAUGAUUCCAUUCGAGGUUGAUAGGAUAUCGACGUCGCCAGACGCGAGCGUAUCCGGGCAUGGCUCGGCUCUUCUCGACAGCAUGACCGCUCUGCAGUCUGCCUUGGCUGCUUUGCCUGCUUCGGAAGUCAACAUCGCCGUGCUCAUGGUGUACUCCCCAGGGAACCCGACGUCCAUUGUCGAAGCAUGCUUAGCGUUUCAGCAGUUCACUGAUUUAUACGCGAAGCAGGCGGCGGCUAAGGAAGGCGGGCCACCUGGAUUGACUUUGCAGCUGGUGUCCAUCGAUUUAAUCUCAUCUGCGACCACGCUCGUUGUCCCGUCGUCCACUGCAUUGGCCAAGCUAUGUCUAGAGCUGUACGAUCGAUGCGCAGCCGCGGGAGGGCCAUCGCCUGCGCCGGCUAUCGUACUCGAGCAACCACUACCUCGAGUGAUUGAUUUCAAGCUCACGUCGAAUCCUUCCGCCUCUUUGAUACACGAAAACUCGUGUUUCCACGUCAGCUACGCUUGCAGCCAGGAUGAGCGAUGGGUGUCGGCAGCAUGGACUGACGACAGAGGUACCCAACAAUCCACCGCUUCCUACUGUCUGGGUCGCAAGGGACGCCCCUUGUCCACGACAAUGCAUGAGGUUGCACACGAGAUAUGGGAAACUACCUUGGACAUGAUUGCAUUUCGCAAGAUUCACUGGCGGCUCAUCAUCACUAAAGUCGGCAACAUGGACAAUGCCGAAAUCGACUUCUGGUCUGAUCUUAUGAGGACAGAAAGCAGGGCACAUGUAGCGGUGAUUCUCAUGACAGUCGACACCAAUCCCAGCCUCCAGCUUGUCCCCCCAAGUGUCCAAGUGGCCGCGCCCAGUGCGGGAUUCUACACGACCCCUGUUUCGACGCCACAGGGCAGCAUGGUCUCGCCUGAGCAGGUCUCCGCCCAGGCGGCGCCGCCCACGCCCACUGCAACAGACGGUAACACAGAUCCCGAGGCGGACGCCAUACUUUUGGAUUUGACGGACCAGACGUUCGGUGCCGUUGUCGGGCAUCGGCUCAACGUCUCGCAGACGCCGUUGGAACUCCAACCAUCCCUGGUAAGCGGCUUUCUCAUCAAGAAGACCAGCAAGGAGGUGGAGGAGCCUCCUGUAGUAAUGGAGGUCAACCUCGUGCACACAGAGGGAACCGGUCGGCCUUACGAACCACUGCUGCGGGAGAUGCUGAACAACUUCCGCGGUCUGAACACAUUGGCGCGAUCCAGAGGCGUUGUGGACAAGGCUACGGAUGUGCGGCCGUGGCACGUUGCUGCGGCGGAGAAGGCCGUUCGAGCAUUGUAUAUGCUACUGUAA
Molecule: messenger RNA, 3051 nt
Organism: Emericellopsis cladophorae
Lineage: Eukaryota; Fungi; Ascomycota; Sordariomycetes; Hypocreales; Bionectriaceae
Product: Mediator of RNA polymerase II transcription subunit-like protein
Exons: 1
Coding region: 1-3051 (1016 amino acids)
Biological process (GO): regulation of transcription by RNA polymerase II
Cellular component (GO): mediator complex
Molecular function (GO): transcription coregulator activity
Source: RefSeq, a predicted model, not a curated record